UCCGCUGCAGCAACGAGAACGGGCACAUCAAAAAAGAAAGAAAAAUGUGGACCGUUGAGACAAACUGAGCCAAGAGACGGGACGAUGAGCUACAUACAUCGUUUUCGUUUAAACUGGUUACCAGAUAGGCGUUGUUAAAUAAAGUUCCCUGACAAAUUUUUGACAGUUUAAGGGUCGUUUCGAGGUUAACUCGCCCCCCUUGUUCUGUGGUGGUUAAGUUUGAGGAAGCAGCACGGCUAGCCAGCUGCUGAGUUAGCUAGCUCGCUAGAGAUGGGGACGAGAGCAAGUCGCCUACAGGAAGACCCGGUUCCCUCUGCUUUCGGAAAAGAUGGCACAAAGCGGGAUUCAUAUCGGCGACCUCGCUGCGCCAGGCCCACCAGUCUCAUGGUCGACUUCUCGGGAAGCUUCGAGGACACGGAGGCCAACCGGAGCCGCUCGGAGGAAGGCAGCGAUUCGGACCUGGGGCAGCAUGGGGCGAGCGCCGAUGGUAGCCCCGCUGACCACCACAGCAUCCCCUCUAGCAUUAGCCAGGCGUCACCUGCGGACGACAACAACAGCGAGGGGAAGCCCGAUGAAGACGGGAGUAUAAGCCCAGAGCCUCCCGUCGUAGCGGAACAUCAGUCCGGAGAGGAGACAGGCCGCACGCCCCACCGCACUUUUUCUGAGCGGCUGCCCGGGAAUCGGCACUCUUCCGCCCGCAGCGUGGGCGCAAGAUCCGCCCGGGUCCGAGGCACACACCAGCGGCCGGUGUCAGAGGCGUGGAUCGGCCUUUAUCGUGUUAACAACCGUCAUGGCAAUAUCCGCUGUCCUUUCUGCUCAAAGCCCUUCCCGGGGGGUCGAAUCGAGGAUCACCUGUUGAGCUGCCUCACGUCUCCUCCCCUACCAUACAAUACGGAUGUGCUCAGUAAAGACAGCGGAGAGUGCUCCAUCUGUUUGGAGGAUCUGGUACAGGGAGAGACCAUCGCCAGACUGGCUUGCCUCUGUGUCUACCAUAAGAGCUGCAUUGAUUCCUGGUCCAAGGUGAAACCCUGCUGUCCUGAACAUCCCUUUGAUUGACUCGCGGUUCACAUGUAUUCUGCGCAGUGACCAAUCUGACUCAGGAGACUACACUGAAUCACAAUAAAAUCCCAAUUAAAAUGUGUAACUGAACAAAAGCCCAAUGUCCCUGUACCUAUAUUUGAGUGGAGAACAGACGAUCCUAGGAGGAAGCUCCAGUUAGCGACACCCGACGCUCUCCGUUUGGAUCGGUCCAUUUGAACUUGGUCUAGGCCAUUUCAAGCCAAACUCCAACAGUAAAAACAGCCGCGCAGUCUCUGUCUAAUCUCUGGUGGAGUCCCUUGUUGGAACACAAGUGGAUGAGGUUCCCUGUCUGUGUUACGGACUGGGCUUGAAUCUGCGGAACAUAUUAAAAAAAAAAAAGGUCAAAUAAACAUUAUCAUCCCAGAA
Epinephelus lanceolatus (giant grouper) is the source of this 1446-nucleotide messenger RNA. RefSeq lists its product as uncharacterized. Gene Ontology annotation, cellular component: cytoplasm; membrane; intracellular membrane-bounded organelle. Gene Ontology annotation, biological process: proteasome-mediated ubiquitin-dependent protein catabolic process; protein K48-linked ubiquitination. Gene Ontology annotation, molecular function: ubiquitin protein ligase activity. Lineage: Eukaryota; Metazoa; Chordata; Actinopteri; Perciformes; Serranidae. The record is from RefSeq and is a predicted model, not a curated record.